UUUAUGGAAAUCAUAGAAGUCAAAGUAAAUAUGUUUUUAACUUCAUAUUGAACCAAGAAACUUUGGAGUGCUGAUUAUCAGCUUAACGCAGACAUGAAACCUAAAGUUCUUCUAGUUCUUUACUUUAUUGUGGCAUUGAGUGAUGAAAUCAGUAGUUAUCUACAUAAAACAUGUCAAUCACAUUAGGAUGAAAACAGGCCUCCAUAUAGUUGAUGUAAUAUAACGCUACUUGUCACGGAUUAGCGCCAAAUAAUAUUCUUAAUGUUCGAGUGAGAACUAGAAAAACGGUAAGUAAUUGAAUGCUGCUGUUCCAGUGGUUCAAACAAUGCCCAUAUUAGUAAAUAAUUAACUUUCCAAAAAACUAAUUCUAAAGUAGUUUUAUCAUAUUACAAAUAACGAAACUUAAUAUCAUCAAUGGAACAUUACCCUUAAAGCAUGGUCAUUUCUUGAUAAACAGUUUCAAGUAUUUUAAGAUGCAGAAAAAAUAACAAAAGUUACGCUACUUUAAUAUAAGUAAUGAUAAUUUCACAAACGUGACUGUCUAUAGCAGACUUUCAAAGAACUCACGUCUUAAAAUGUGAUAAAUAAAUUAAACAGAGUAUUUAAGUGUAGGUAAUUUACGGUAUUUCUAAUAUCAAUGUACAUUCGUUAUUAUGUGUGAUAGAUGUUAGGUAUAAUUGUUAUGUAUAUCACUAUAAUGUCCGGCAAUUUCGAACUAUACAGAAGUUAACUAGUUCUAGUGAAAAUAAUCCUAAAUGUUUUAGUACUAGUUAGCUGGAUGUAUCGGUAUCCCGGAAUUAAUGUUCACUCCCGAACUCAAACCAAGUACCCUCGUCCUGGAUUCCACUGCUAGACACCAUCAUUUCUGAUUAUAGUGUUAAAUGUUUGUUCAGAGUAACUGCAAGGCAUUUUUUUUAUAUAAAACUAAGUGAAUAAGACUUAAUAUCAAAGAAAAAAAAACUGAAAUGUGAUUUCGCUUUUAGUUAAUACCUUAAGUGUGUAGUGCACCAUGUGACAACGUUGAAGAACCCUGGACACAUUUUUCUUAAAAUUCCAACUUUCAUCUAUACACUUAAUGAAAUAUAAACUCAUUGUAUAAUACGUUCCAUAAAGUUAAUCUGAUUGUAUAAUUUUCAGUAACUGGAAUAGCUUGUAUCAAAUAACCACUCUUUUUUAAAAGCCUUUCACAUAUUUUUCCUUAAGCUUUUCUUCUUUUCCUUCUCAACAGUUCAUUGAAUUUAGAUUACAACAUUUAUAUGGUUUAAUGUUAAACAUAACUAGAAACAAAAUCGUUGAAAACUUGAACAAUUCAAACUCUAUUAUUAUUAAAAGUAACUUUAUAAUGUCAGAGUUGAAAUUUUGCUCAAAGUGUAAACAAUGCAUCAAAGAAAGUCAUUACUUAUUAGCUGAUUGUCAAUACUGGCAUGAAGAUUGUCUACGUUGUGUAUGCUGUGAUGCUAGAUUAGCUGAAUUAGAUAAAAUUUUCUACAUUAAAGCUAGGAUGUCAUUAUGUCGAAGAGAUUAUCUAAGAUUGUAUGGUAAAACGGGUGAAUGUUCCAUCUGUCAGAAACAAGUACAAUCAUAUGAAUUUGUUAUGAAGAUAAAAAAUAGUGUUUAUCAUUUAUCUUGUUUUUGUUGUCAAUAUUGUCAAAUGAGGUUCUGCAUUGGAGAUCGUUUUUAUCUACAUGAAAACAUUAUUUUAUGUGAACAUGAUUAUAUGGAAUUAUUUCCACACAUUUCUACACGUGAUAUUGAUCUGCCUCAUCCAGAAAAAAGAAAUAUUAUUUGUUAUAAAGCUACUGAUAACUCGUGUUUUUGUUCAAAUGAAAUACUUUCAAGACAAAAUUGCACUGAUGUUGGAGAUGAUGAAGAUUAUGAUGAUGAAAAUAACCAAAAAUAUCAAAUGAAUCUCAACUAUUCACAAUGUAUUGCUUCAUAUAUUCAACUAUUUACAAAGUGUAAAACACGCAUUACUGCUGAACAAAGUUCUUGUGACAAUAAAUUAAUUAGGAAUACAGAUAAUAGACUAUGUUCUUUAUUAAAUCCAUUUGAUUUAAACUUUCAUGAUUCCACAACAAUAUCAGAUGACCGUUCAAGUGGUUAUGGUUCACCCAAUUUCGCCGCUAAAUUUUCUUGGUAUUUCCAUCGACGUAUGAGUGCGGGUGAUCGCCAACUGACUGGGUUUUUCAACCCUGAGUUUUAUGGACUUCGGAUGCCUCAAGCUGAACUGAAGAAAUUGCUUGAGGCACUAAAUCAACCACAACCGUGUUCACUUUCAAGUAAUAAACCGUUACUGGCAUUAGAACUCGAUUGUUGUGUUAUUCCUAUUCGAAAUAACUUAAAACUUAUCCAAACAACCGACUUCUUUUAUCCUCUGAUUGAUGAUCCUUACACUAUGGGUCGAAUUACGUGCUGUAAUGUACUAAGUGAUUUGUAUGCAAUGGGCGUAGUUGACUGUGAUAAUUUGCUUCUAUUGUUGGGUGUUCCACGUGAAAUGACCCAAGAAGAACGAGAAAUAUCAAAUCGCUUAUUGAUGGAGGGUUUUAAGGACUGUGCAUUGGAAGCUGGAACAUAUGUUCGUGGAGGACAAACUGUAUUGAGUCCAUGGUUAAUGAUUGGUGGUGUAGCAACUUCAGUUUGCAGUGAUUCAGAGUAUAUUAUGCCGGAUCAAGCUGCAGUGGGUGACGUCUUAGUACUCACAAAACCUUUGGGCACCCAAGUAGCUGUUUCAGUUUACUACUGGAUGCUGGAGGAUAGUCCAUCUUGGUCUGGAAAUCUAGCCAAUAUCAUCACGUCAGAUAAAGUAAAGAGUCUGUUUCAUUCUGCUACUCUCUCCAUGACUCAUUUAAACCGAACAGCUGCUCGACUAAUGCAUAAACAUCACGCCCACGGGUGUACUGACGUAACAGGUUUCGGUCUUUUGGGUCAUGCAAAUAAUUUAGUCCAAGUUCAGGCAAACAAUCACUUAGCCUUCAGCAUUCAUACUUUGCCGUGUCUUGAAGGAAGCUCGUUGAUUUCCAGGGCAUUAAACGAUCGGUUAAAACUACUUCAAGGUUUUUCUCCAGAAACAUCAGGUGGUCUGUUGAUUGUUCUUCCCCGAGAAUCUGCCCAAUCUUUUUGUGAAGAGCUAACUGCUGAAAUUGGAUGUCCAUCAUGGAUAAUUGGAGAUGUAAUAGAAGCCGAUUCAAAAAGCGCUUUCCUUGUUCCACAACCAGAAGUCAUAGAUGUUCAACAUUCACAAAUCAUCCCACCAAAAUGUUCGACUAAUAGCCAGUAA
Messenger RNA from Schistosoma bovis, 3277 nucleotides. Lineage: Eukaryota; Metazoa; Platyhelminthes; Trematoda; Strigeidida; Schistosomatidae. The record is from the annotation of a GenBank genome assembly.